UUAAAAUGUUUUACGUCAUAGGCAUACACCCAGCUGUUGACCGUAAAACCGCUACCUGGAAGACCGAGUAGCAAUCGUUUAGAAAGCAGUGUUGAUGUCAACAAGCAUUAUGUAUUCAUUCGUCUCUGUCCUGGUUUGCCUUUAUGUAGCAGCGUCCCUCAAUACGGAGGUCUGCCCACCGCCCAUACCUCCAGGCAUCCCGUGUGAAGACAACUUCCCAUUCCAGUUCCAGUUUCGUAAGAGAAAAACACUUCCUCCUGUUAUAGACUGCCGCAUAACGGGCUGUCCAUCAGGAGAACUGUGUUGUGCUGACUACUGUGUGACCAGGUACCAGUGUAUAUCUUCACAAAGCAGGCCAGCUCUAAGAUGUCCCUACCACUUCAGUUCUCGGUGUUCUUCGUCGUCUUCCGGCCACUUCGACACGUGUGCCAGCAAUAGUGACUGCAGUUAUGGGUACAUAUGCUGUACGGUGAACUGCCAGAAAAAAUGCACGCUUGGCAUACCUACUGCCAUGGCAUAGCCAGUUAGCCAGUGCCGGAUUUAUCAGGGGCCAAACGGGGCAGUUGUCCCGGGCCCCCUGCCAGAGACACCCCCCCCCCCCCCCGACUAAAUACUUCCUUUAUAAAAAUGUAUAAUAAUUA
Molecule: messenger RNA, 641 nt
Organism: Gigantopelta aegis
Lineage: Eukaryota; Metazoa; Mollusca; Gastropoda; Neomphalida; Peltospiridae
Exons: 4
Coding region: 95-520 (141 amino acids)
Source: RefSeq, a predicted model, not a curated record